AUGGUCUGCCUUAAGCAACUUUCUCUUACCGCCGUCGUGGCCCUCAGCCUCUCCGAGACAGGGCUUGCAGCGCCUGUUUAUGUUCCCAUCAACGAGCGCGCGCUCGAGGAUCGAGCGAUCAAGAACUUCAUCUCUGGUAUCCGCAAGCAUGGCGGGAGUGCUUGGGACAGCGGAGUUGCGGCAGUGGGCGCGGCCGCGGACUUUAAAAGUGCCUUUUUCCCUCAGCCACAACAGCCUCAGCAAAGAAGCCUUGAGCACCUUGAAGACCGCGGUAUCAAGACCCAGAGGCUCAAGAAAGGUAUUUCUGGUAUCCGCAAGCAUGGCGGGAGUGUUUGGGAUAGCGGCGUUGCGGCCGUGGGUGCGGCCGCGGAUUUCAAGAAUGCCUUUUUCCCCCAGCCCAAACAGCCUCAGCGAAGAAACCUCGAGCACCUCGAAGGCCGCGGUGUUAAGACCCAGAGGUUCAAGAAAGCUGCGUCUUCCUUCGGCAGGAAUACCCCUCAGGCUAUAGAACGCGUCGCUACGGCAGUGUCUACGGUCGCGGAUUUCAAGAAUGCCUUUUUCCCUCACCCACAACAGCCUCAGCGAAGAAGCCUCGAAGAGCUUCAACAGCGCGCUUUUGAGGAUUACAUUAGAGAACUUUACUUUUAG
Clonostachys rhizophaga is the source of this 648-nucleotide messenger RNA. The record is from the annotation of a GenBank genome assembly. Lineage: Eukaryota; Fungi; Ascomycota; Sordariomycetes; Hypocreales; Bionectriaceae.